GUUAUCUCAGUAGGAAGAGAAGACUCCAAUGGAUCCAGUGGUGGCCCUGGUUCUUGGUGUCUCCUGUCUGCUUCUCCUCUCAGUCUGGAGACACAGAUCAGGGAGGGGGGAGCUCCCUCCUGGCCCCACUCCUCUCCCAAUUAUUGGAAAUAUUCUGCAGAUAGAUGUUAAGGACAUCAGCAAAUCCUUAAGGCAUUUGUCAAAAGUCUAUGGCCCUGUGUUCACCCUGUAUUUGGGCAUGAAGCCCAUUGUGGUGUUGCAUGGAUAUGAAGCUGUGAAGGAAGCCUUGGUUGAUCAUGGGGAGGAAUUUGCUGGAAGAGACUCUAUCCCAAUUUUAAAAAGAAGAAAGAAAAACAUUGGUAUCGUUUUUAGCAAUGGAAAGACAUGGAAGGAGAUAAGACGCUUUUCCCUCAUGACCCUGAGGAAUUUUGGGAUGGGGAAGAGAAGCAUUGAGGACCGUGUUCAAGAGGAAGCCCGCUGCCUUGUGGAGGAGUUGAGGAAAACCAAUGGCUCACCCUGUGAUCCCACCUUCAUCCUGGGCUGUGCUCCUUGCAAUGUGAUCUGCUCCAUUAUUUUCAAGAACCGGUUUGACUACCAAGAUCCAGAUUUUCUCACUUUGAUGAACAAGAUAAAUGAAAACGUCAGGAUUCUGAGCUCUGCAUGGGCGCAAGUCUACAAUAAUUUCCCUGCUCUCAUUGAUUAUCUGCCAGGGCGUCAUCACAUUUUAUUCAAAAAUAUUGAUUAUAUUAUAAAUUAUAUUUUGGAGAAAGUGAAAGAACAUGAAGAAUCCCUGGAUGUUAAUGAUCCUCGAGACUUCAUUGACUGUUUCCUGAUAAAAAUGGCUCAGGAAAAGGACAAUCAAGGGUUGGAGUAUACGUAUGAAAACUUGGUAUAUGCUGCCUCUGAUUUGUUUAAUGCUGGCACAGAGUCAACAAGUACAACACUGAGACAUGCUCUCCUGCUCCUGCUGAAGCACCCACAGGUCACAGCUAAAGUCCAGGAAGAGAUUCAGUGUGUGAUUGGCAGACACCGCAGCCCCUGCAUGCAGGACAGAAGCCGCAUGCCCUACACAGAUGCUGUGUUGUAUGAGAUCCAGAGAUACAUUGAUCUCCUUCCAGUCAACCUGCCCCAUGCAGUGACUUGUGAUGUUAAAUUCAGAAAUUACCUCAUUCCCAAGGGCACAGCCAUAUGGACCUCACUGACAUCAGUGCUCCAUGACAACAAAGAAUUCCCCCACCCAGAGAUAUUCGACCCUGGGCACUUUCUGGAUGAGCAUGGCAACUUGAAGAAAAGUGACUACUUCAUGCCUUUCUCAUCAGGAAAACGGAUGUGUGUGGGAGAGAGCCUGGCCCGCAUGGAGCUGUUUUUAUUUCUGACUACCAUUUUACAGCACUUUCAUCUGAAAUCUCAGGUUGACCCAAAGGAACUCAAUAACACCCCAAUAGCCAAUGGAUUAACCUCUCUUCCUCCCCUAUACAAGCUCUGCUUCAUUCCUGUGUGAAACAGAGCAGACCAUGUGGCUGCUGCUGUGCUCUUGUCUGCAGUCCCUUCCCCCAGGGCAUCGUCCACAUCCUUUCCCCAUCUGUGAUGCAUUCUUGACCUCUCCUCUGCAUCUCCUCAUUCUAGAGAGUAAGGGAGCACACAUCUUGCUUUAUAGAGUUUUUUUUCUUUCUGGUCAUUGUACAGAUAUACCCGUUCUUUCCUGUGUUCUAUAAUACUUUUAUUGAUCACCCCAAGUAAUAACAUGGAUCUAAUGCUGAGUUAUUGAUACAUUAUCAGUGUAAAACAUCAUGGUCAUUUAGAAUAUGAUCUGUCAGAACCAUCUAUCCCAUGCAUGUUCUUAAUAAAAUACAUAAUUGAUGUCUGGA
This is a messenger RNA of Ictidomys tridecemlineatus (thirteen-lined ground squirrel), 1868 nucleotides long. Its product is annotated as cytochrome P450 2C5. The record is from RefSeq and is a predicted model, not a curated record. Lineage: Eukaryota; Metazoa; Chordata; Mammalia; Rodentia; Sciuridae. Gene Ontology annotation, cellular component: cytoplasm; intracellular membrane-bounded organelle. Gene Ontology annotation, biological process: xenobiotic metabolic process. Gene Ontology annotation, molecular function: heme binding; iron ion binding; oxidoreductase activity, acting on paired donors, with incorporation or reduction of molecular oxygen, reduced flavin or flavoprotein as one donor, and incorporation of one atom of oxygen.